Molecule: messenger RNA, 1653 nt
Organism: Trematosphaeria pertusa
Lineage: Eukaryota; Fungi; Ascomycota; Dothideomycetes; Pleosporales; Trematosphaeriaceae
Exons: 1
Coding region: 1-1653 (550 amino acids)
Source: RefSeq, a predicted model, not a curated record
AUGUUCUACAAUCGACGUGCAACAGAAACGUCCGAAUCUGGCCCGGAGGGCGGUCUUCACCAGGCCGCCGCAUUAGCCGCCGCCACUCUUUUCAUCACGGCACAUCGAGCUGUCAUGAAUUCCGGCUUUACCCUUCGUCGGAAAGGUCUAUCAACAGAUGCGAUUAUCGUCUUCACCAUUGGUACCCUGACAACAUGCUGGACUGGAGCGGUUAUACUCAGUGGUGUUUUCUUCGACGACCGACCGUGCCGACAAGACUGGGAGCAAUGCGUUGCAAGAAUGGUUUUUGCACCAUGGAUAUUGCAGGUCCUCUUUUUGUUCUGGCUUUUUGCAUACGUGGAUGAGAUUCGCGUCCUACGUCAAUCACGAAAACCGAAUACUAAGCUGGAUGCCAAACCAUCGGACUCCAACGGCGACGUCAACGAUGUAGAAUCGGGAACGACCCACCAUCCGGCUUUUCAGUGGGCCCAUAUCCACAUCAACUGGAAAGGGCCAUGGAACAUAUGGCACAUGGAAUGUUCUCAAGGUUAUCUGAACUGGAGAGGAUCGAUCAGGACAUCAUACUUAAUCCUGCUUUACGCUGUUAUCCUCAUGGUCGUGUUUCCGGUGAGCGUUUUCGCUCUGAAGCAGGAGCUCUACACCCUCGGCCUACUCAAUAUUAUCGGUGUUGUCCUGUUCAUCGUCGAUGCUGCAGGCUCCAACUCAUACGUCCAAGCCCCACACAAAUAUACAAGAGAUACUCUCAGGGUCGUACUACAUACCAGACACCGGGAAGGCACGACAUACGUCUUGCCUUGUCUCGAUCGCGGCUUCGAUGCAGUAUGGGGCCCUAAGAUAGAAAACGAGAACCAGGCUCUAGACGAGGCGAUAGAAGCUUUUCAGGCUGAAGGAAGCUAUGGCGGAGGCAAAACAAUUCGCAUGGAAAAGGUCAUGGCAAACUUCAACACGGCUUCGAAUCUGACGAAAGACGACAUCGGUGCAUUAGCACGUUGGCUCUACACGCCUAGCCCUAUUAAUCCCAUGUGCAAGAUUGCGUGUAAGCGCAAAGAGAACACUCAUCUUCUCGCUUUUAGUGUCAUGAGUGCUCUUUGGCACGCGGAAUACCUUGUUAUGAUGCACACCGCCUAUCUGGACAAGGAUCUCGCGUCCAAAACAGCUAAGCUUCGGAACAUCAAAUCCACGGGACUCAACUUGGAUGUCAGUGAAAGUCAGAUAGGAAGACAGGAUGGCAUUGAAGGUUAUAAGGAUGCCGUGAAAUAUAUCUACCAUCUGUUCGGCAUCUUCGAUGAGGAAAAGAUCGACAAGGAUGCGCUUUCGCCAACCUCGCCUCUCCCCGAGGAGAGCGUUGUUUUCGGCAAAGUUACGUUCAAGACGAUUGAGGAAUACACCGCUGAGCUUUGGCAUAAGUGUCUCGAUGAGCAGGAGUCGGUGUUCGCGGCGUUCUGUGCUUUCGCUACAUACUGGAGCGCGGAUAUCGGAGACAAUCCCAGCGAAGGCCGACACCAGUUUCCUCUGCAAGUGCACGGUCGCGGAGGAGAUAUAGUAACAUGGCAUGUAAUUUGGAGGCAAGCUUGGUAUCAGGCAGUCAUCGCGCAGCUAACUGGCAUGAGCCCGAUUAUUACCAGCGCUUUCCUAGCUGGGAUUUUCCAGUAG